GCACCCAGCUGGCGGAGCAGGGCCGCUUCGUCGAGGCCGCUGAGGCUUUCGCCGCGGCCGCAGCGGCAGAAGCGACGCCAGAGGCGUUUGAGGCGCUGGCGCAGUGCGAACUCAUGUCGGACUCCGUGGCCGCCGGCCAUCGCGCGGUGACGGCAGCGAGGCAGGCAGUGCGCUUAUCUCCUGGUGAAACUUUGACGCUGGAGGAUGCCACAUUGACGCUGGCGCGUGCCUUGAGAACCACCUUGGAUAUUCCUGGGGCCAUCGCGGCCUAUCAGCAGCUUCCAGCGGAGCUGCUGAGAACCUCCGUCGCAGCGGAGCUGGCGGAGGCUGAAGCGCAGCUGCCGCGGCAUCGGCGGCGCCUGAAGCGCUGCCCGCAGCGGGCCCAGACCUGGGAAGAACGGCUGUUGCGGGUGAUCAAUGGGGCCAAGAGAAUUCGAAGGCCUCACUGGACUUUGGAGCAGUGGAGCUACCAGCAAUUUGCGGCGUUGGAUCUCUCCAAGAUCUUCCAGUCUGUGCGCGGCAACAUCUCCCGCACCGGCAACGCCUCUCCUUCGACGCCGGCGGUGCUCUGCGGGGCGAUGGCGGACUGGCCAGCCAUGAAGCUGUGGACGUUGCCGGCCUUUGCAGAGGAUUUUGGACACCAGAAGAUCAUUUGCGAUCAUCGCUUUGGCAUCCGGCUUCGGAUGAAUGAUUUCAUCGAUUAUUUGAAGAAGCAGGAAGACGAUUCCCCGCUCUAUUUGUUCGACCAUUGCUUUGGGGAGUACCCUUCCACCAGAGCAUUGCUGAAGCACUACAGUGUGCCACCCGUCUUUGGCCAGGACCUCUUGGAGCUGCUGGGGCCGCUACGACCGCCCUAUCGAUGGCUGCUGAUUGGUCCACGCCGCUCGGGGAGCACCUUACACAAGGAUCCACUUGGAACCAGUGCCUGGAAUGCUUUGAUCUCGGGCCGCAAAUUGUGGGUGCUCUUUCCGCCCGGCACGCCUGCGGAGAAGUUAAGGCCGGAGGUGGCAGCCGACUCCGCGGCGGCCUGGUUUCUGCUUUGGUGGCGCCGAAAACGAGAGGAGUGGCCGUUGGAAGCCAUUGAGUUCAUUCAGGAGCCUGGUGAGAUUGUGUUUGUUCCUGCUCGCUGGUGGCAUGCGGUACUGAACUUGGAGGACACCAUUGCGGUGACCCAGAAUUUCUGCAACGAGUGGAAUGCUGCUGCGGUUUGGCGAUGUGCAAAGGCCACGCAUCCCAUCCUGGCCCGUCAGCUGUGCUCCAUCUUCGAUUCUGAAGGGAUCCAGCUGGAUGCACAUCCAGUGGAAGGGGAUGACCCCAGCCAGUCCUACCUGUUCGAUCUGCCAGCGAGUGAACCUCCUGAGCCCGACAAAACCGAAAAUCCACAGGACUCUUCAGACGAUGAGUAUCUCACAUGGCUUUCGGUGAAGCGGCAAAAAUGGACGUGCAUCACACACACACACAAGCCUUACAGCGGUCAUUUGGUGAACAAUGGUGUCACCUGGGGCAUCACUGACACCAUCCUGAAAUGGGACGGACUAGGGCCGCCACCCCCGGAGCUUUCCCUGCGGCCACCCGGGCCACCAGAACCCAAACCAGAGGAACAGCAACGAAGAAAGAAAUUUGCUGAACAGGCGGAAGAGCACGGCAAGGAGAAGAUGAGCCUGUACGGCUCAUCUGCGCUGGACAAGGUGAAAUCCAGAGCCGACAUUUUGGCCACCUUGGGCUUCGAUGAUCAGCACAUCUACGGCGUGGAUGGCUUGGUGCGAUGGUUUUGGGUUUGGGCUGUGGCAGGAUUCGGAGUGUGGGGUCGUUACUUCCAUCCACUUCGAAGAGGAUGGAAUGAGGAUUUUGAAGCCAAUCCCGUCAUCCCGUUUUGGCUCAGCGGCGGUAGACGGUGUGCAACGGCCCAGCUCACCCGCUCCGAGACGGGCGCCAUGGAUGAGACGGUCUUGGUGACCUUAGCGCGUGUGGCGGAGCGCGCCGAACGCUACGAUGAGAUGGCGGAUUUCAUGAAGCAACGCGUUCAGGUAGGUUCUGCGCUGAAUCCAGAGGAGCGCGACAUGUUCUCCGCCGCCUUCAAGAACUCCUUGACAGAGCGGCGUCACGCCGUGCGUGUGGCGGCCGGCGUGGAGCAGAUGGAGCUCUCCGAGGGACGAGAAGCAUAUGCCUCGUUGGCCGGAGGUUAUCGAUCCAAGAUGGAGGCG
Molecule: messenger RNA, 2204 nt
Organism: Cladocopium goreaui
Lineage: Eukaryota; Dinophyceae; Suessiales; Symbiodiniaceae
Source: the annotation of a GenBank genome assembly